AGAAACUAAAAUGAUGUCGAAACUCGUACAUUUUGUGUUCUUUUUGUCAAUUGCUCUUCAUGUAAUUGCUCGUGCAACUGAAUCCUCGGAAUCCGAUACUAUGGAGUCUUCGAGGUCUUCUUCGUCGGAGGAAAUGAGAUAUAAUGAGGAUUUAGAAGAUUUGGUGAAAGUGGAUGCUGGUAACUCAACAAUCGAAGAAGUGAAAGAUUCUUCUGAAAAUUCCAAAAAAUCUGGAGAAAUUGAAGUGAAAAAAGCUGACAAGCCAGCUGCAGAGAACGAUCUGGAGAAAUUUGAUAAAGGAUUGAAUUCUGAUAAGAAGGAGUACGUUCAGAAAAGAUCCCAUGUUGAUUCGAUUUCAACUAACUCUACGGAAAAUCUAUCCGACGAUGAAAUGGAUGUAAUGGCUCAUCUCAACAAGACAAUGGACAGUGAAGAGGAUAUGCAGAAGAACAAUGAAACUGUUCUUGGAAUUGAUACUUUUGGGGCGCCGGGGAUUUAAAUUUUGAUUUUUUUUUGACUUUUUUAUUUGGUUUUAAACUAUAAAAAAAAGAUGAGAAACAUAGUUGAAUGGGAAAUUUGAUUUUUUUUUUAAUAUUUUGAAAAAUAAAUAUUUCUGUUGC
Caenorhabditis elegans is the source of this 620-nucleotide messenger RNA. It is a transcript of the gene R05A10.2, whose product is annotated as Secreted phosphoprotein 1. The record is from RefSeq and is marked reviewed. The coding region runs from base 14 to 499 and encodes 161 amino acids. NCBI's taxonomy places the organism in Eukaryota, Metazoa, Nematoda, Chromadorea, Rhabditida, Rhabditidae. The transcript is spliced from 3 exons.